This is a messenger RNA of Acyrthosiphon pisum (pea aphid), 1647 nucleotides long. RefSeq names its product zinc finger MYM-type protein 1-like. The record is from RefSeq and is a predicted model, not a curated record. Bases 1 to 1647 code for a protein of 548 amino acids. Gene Ontology annotation, molecular function: protein dimerization activity. The transcript is spliced from 7 exons. Lineage: Eukaryota; Metazoa; Arthropoda; Insecta; Hemiptera; Aphididae.
AUGACUGGAUAUUAUUCAACUAAAAGUACAGGAAGAAAUUUUCAAGAGAUUUGUUCAUUCUUUAGUAAAUAUGACUCUGAAUUUAAUCGAAUGUUUAGUAAUUCAAUAAGCUAUUCCAGUCCUAAAAUUCAAAAUGAAAUUAUAGCCUUAUGUUCUCAAAAUGUCAAAGAUACAAUAUUUUCUGAAAUUAAGGAAACUGGAUUUUUUUCAAUCAUGUGUGAUGAUGCCAGGUGUCACAAAGAGGAACAAAUGUCUAUUUGUGUACGGUAUACAAAAAAAUUUGAAGUGUUUGAGAGGUUUUUAGGAUUUAUAGAUGUUUCCCAAAAACAAGAUGCUGAGUCCCUUACAUCAGCUAUUUUAAACUUCCUUGAGCAAUCAAAUAUCCAAAAUGUUCCAAUUGUAGCCCAGUCGUAUGACGGAGCAGCUGUUAUGUCUGGUAAAAGAGCAGGAGUGCAAACUAAAUUAAAAGAAUAUUACCCAAGUGCCAUCUAUGUUCAUUGUAUGGCUCAUAGAGUUAAUUUAGUUGUCAUAGACAUAUCAUUAUAUGUACAUUUUUCUCGGCCAUCAACUAAUUUUAAAUUGAAAGAAAUGCAAAAUAAACUCAAUAUUAAAGCCACCACAUUAAUGGCCAUAAGUGAUACACGUUGGGUAUGUAGAAUACAGAACUGUGAUGCAGUUUAUAACAAUUUUGAAGUACUUAUUGAAGUUUUAAACGAUGAAGUUGAUUUAAACAAAGACAUGGAUGUAGCUCAGGCUAUAGGCUUAUUAAGUUCUAUUCAAAAAGCAUCAUUUAUAAUUUAUUUAAUUAUACUUCAGGAUGUACUUAAAGUUAUAAAUAUUCUGAGUAACCAGUUACAAAAAAAAACUUCCACAUUAGGUGAAGCGGCUAAUAUUAUUUUUGGAGUUAUUCAAACAUUUGAAAAUUAUAGAAGCUCCAAUAAGUUUUCUGAAAUAUGGUCUAAAAUAACAAAUUUUGCUGAAAAACAUAAUAUACCAAUUGAAACACCUUCUAGAGGCUCUAGUUCUAAGCGUAAAAGAAAAGAAAGCACAUAUUUAAGAGAUUAUUGUACCUCUACUACUACUGGGAAUGAAUACUCAGAAUUUGAUGAGUCUUCUUUAAAUAUAUCGGAUCAAGAAAACUGGAAAAUUAAUGCAUAUUAUAGAAUUCUGGAUGCAAUUAUUACCAGCAUGAAAACUAGAUUUUCAUCUGAAAGCUUACAUUUAGCAUCGUCUGUUGACUGUUUUUUUAAAUUACAAUUCAAAGAAAGUUUACCAUUCAUACAACAUUAUGAGAAAUUGUUGGAUAUUAAUAUUGAAUCGUUAGAAGCUGAAAUGACUGUAAUUAAAAAUAGUAUUCAAAAUUCUGAUUUUGCUCUUAGUGAUGUGUUACAAAAAGUAGACCAGAACGUUUUUGCCAAUUUAUAUAAACUCUUGCAAGUUGCUUUAACUCUGCCCAUCAGCUCUGCUUCUUGUGAACGUUCUUUCUCUGUCAUGCGGAGAAUAAAAACAUGGAUCAGAUCUAGUAUGAACCAGGAUAGAUUUACAGAUAUGUCAAUUUUACAUAUUGAAAGAGAUAUUUCAAAUAUAAUCGAGUCAGAAAACAUUUUAAAUAACUUUGCUUUGAAGAAUAGGCGUAUAGAUUUGUAA